GGUUUUGCUUAGUUAGUCCGUGUAAGUCCGUUCGUUAUAUAGUUUGUAAUAUAUUAUUUUGCAUUUUCUUUUGCGGAAUAAUGGAAUCCAUACGUAACCUGUUAAUUUGUUGGCUCACCAUUCAACUUAUCACUUUUCUUUCGGUUCGUGCUUUGCCUGAGGAGGACAGUGGUGAAUUAUACGAUGACGAAGAAACUGAGGUUCGCUCGGUGCUUACUUGCCCACCCAGUGUUGUAUGCCCUGUUGGUCAAGUAUGUAUCAUGUACAAGUACCCGCACUGCCACAUUCCCGAUGUCACAAUAACCACGACAACUCCUGUUAAAAUAACAACAACAAGGGGUCCAAGAAUAAACUACUGUGAAAACAACAUUUGUAGGAUCGGCAGCACGUGUGUCCCGGGUAAUUUACCCGGCAGUUACAGCUGUCUUUGCGUUCCUGGGACAACUGGGAGAUUUUGCGAGGUCCAGUCCUGCACUUUGUUCUGUCAAAAUGGUGGAACUUGCCUUAUAAACAAGCUAAAUGUGCAGCAAUGUAACUGUCCGGCCGGUUGGUAUGGUAAGACUUGUGAAAGCAAGGGCGAGGCAUGCUCUCCAAACCCUUGCCUAAACAAUUGCAACUGCGUUCAGUCUUGUAUGCACGAAGGAGGAUUCUACUGUGUGAGCACAAACAUGCAAUAUGCUGGCAAAACCUGCAGCGACCCCGUGCCACGAUUAGAGUGCCAAUACGACCGCAUGAUCAUGAGAGUAGAUCCUAGUUUGGUUCGAAACUUCGACAAGCAAGGGGGCAACACCUACCUUUACUCCUCGGAUUCUUACAAUAAUCACCAGAGAUCGUCUACUUGUCGUGCAAAGAUGGAGGGUGGUAUGUACAUGGUUGCCAUCUCAUUCCCGUUCACCAGUUGCGGCACAGUCGUAACCUCAGCACGAAGGGGUGACGACGGUACGAUGUCAAACAGCUUCACCAAUAAACUAUGGUUGAACAAAGAAAACAAUGUUUAUGAAAUGCCAUACCCAAUAGCAGAGUUCACUUGCACUUAUGGAUACGAAUAUAACUUCGUCACAUCUCUAAGUCCCACGGUUCAGCCAAUACGCCAUGUGCUACAGGACGAAGAGCUUUUUGAUUUGUCUGCUUCUCUGUGUAAAGUAAGCACUUGCUUACGCACUUGUCCAGCACAGUACAUGCUGACGGGCAGGGCAAUUUAUACCGUUGGAGAAAUUCUCCAUGUUCGUUUUGAUCUCAACCAACGUGUCAUUGCAUCGAACACAAUGGUCGCUUCCAUAGAGAACUUAUACCUUGCAUGUUCUGCUGAUAAUUCACCUGGUGACCAAGUGGAUCUUGUACUUUCUGGGUGCUCGGUUGUUGGAACACUUUUCCCAACGACGGCAAACAGCUUAACGUCGACAUACGCCUGCUUUUCUUUUAUGGUUCCAAGGUUUAAGAACUGCGUCGAAAUUUACAUUCACGCCAACAUUCGCAUGUGUCGGUCAACUGACGUCAUCAAUGAUUGCGGUGGUAAGCCUCGAUGUCGUUCCAAUGCUCGACGUGCUGUUGGCGGCGAAACUAUUCUUGGCCCAAUAGCAGUGGUAGACGGGUUGGACGGUUUAAGCACAAUCGAGUUGUAUCCUGGGGCGAAUGAUUCAGUGGUUUUGAAAUACAACAAAGUUCCAGAUUUCACCGGUGUUAGAGUUAAACCUUCCAUCGUUCAACCAACUCCUUCCACUGCUGCGGAAGCAGAUAAGAACUACAGCAUUUCACUCGUAAUCAUCCUAUCCCUGAUUGUGGCGGCAACCUGCAUGGCAUUAUUCGCAUUGUGUUGUAUGAUGAGAAACACUGAAUCAACUUCGGAUUCUGGGAAAGCCGAAGAUUCAACUUUAUAAAUUAUCAUCAUUUUUUCAACUGAAGUUCCAUAUUUAAAACAAAAAUAAAUUUACUUUCUGAU
Molecule: messenger RNA, 1939 nt
Organism: Ciona intestinalis (vase tunicate)
Lineage: Eukaryota; Metazoa; Chordata; Ascidiacea; Phlebobranchia; Cionidae
Source: RefSeq